Gracilinanus agilis (Agile Gracile Mouse Opossum) is the source of this 1404-nucleotide messenger RNA. RefSeq names its product SMAD family member 9 (gene SMAD9). Gene Ontology annotation, biological process: regulation of transcription by RNA polymerase II; SMAD protein signal transduction; transforming growth factor beta receptor signaling pathway. Lineage: Eukaryota; Metazoa; Chordata; Mammalia; Didelphimorphia; Didelphidae. Gene Ontology annotation, cellular component: heteromeric SMAD protein complex. Gene Ontology annotation, molecular function: I-SMAD binding; DNA-binding transcription factor activity, RNA polymerase II-specific; RNA polymerase II cis-regulatory region sequence-specific DNA binding. The transcript is spliced from 6 exons. The record is from RefSeq and is a predicted model, not a curated record. Bases 1 to 1404 code for a protein of 467 amino acids.
AUGCACUCCAGCACCCCUAUUAGCUCUCUGUUCUCCUUCACUAGCCCAGCAGUAAAAAGACUGCUUGGCUGGAAACAGGGAGAUGAAGAGGAAAAGUGGGCUGAGAAGGCUGUUGACUCUCUGGUGAAGAAACUAAAGAAGAAGAAGGGAGCUAUGGAAGAACUAGAGAGGGCUCUGAGCUGCCCAGGCCAGCCCAGUAAAUGUGUCACCAUACCACGAUCCCUAGAUGGAAGGCUGCAGGUGUCCCACCGAAAGGGUCUACCCCAUGUGAUAUACUGCAGGGUAUGGCGCUGGCCAGAUCUACAGUCUCACCAUGAAUUAAAACCACUUGAAUGCUGUGAAUUUCCAUUUGGUUCAAAGCAGAAAGAAGUGUGCAUUAACCCAUAUCACUACCGCCGAGUGGAAACCCCAGUGCUUCCACCUGUGCUUGUACCAAGACACAGUGAAUUUAACCCCCAGCUCAGUCUUCUGGCCAAGUUUCGGAAUGCAUCCCUCCACAGUGAGCCCCUGAUGCCACAUAAUGCUACCUAUCCCGAGUCUUUUCAGCAGCCCACAGGCUCUGCCUACUCAUCAUCACCCAGCCACAUGUUCUUGCCGUCUCCCAGCACCAUAAGCUACCCUCAUUCCCCAGGAAGUUCUUCUGGACCAGGGAGUCCAUAUCAACUCACAGUUGAUACACCACCCCCACCUUAUCAUGCCACAGAAACACCAGGGAGCCACAAUGGACGACCUCUAGAUGCCUCAGCUGACAGCCAUUUAGUGUUGUCAUUGCCUAAUGGAGACUUUCGGCCCGUUUGUUAUGAAGAGCCUCAGCACUGGUGUUCCGUUGCCUACUAUGAGCUCAACAACCGCGUUGGGGAGACUUUUCAGGCUUCUUCUAGAAGUGUACUCAUAGAUGGAUUUACAGAUCCUUCAAAUAACAGGAACAGGUUCUGUCUUGGACUUCUUUCUAAUGUAAACAGAAACUCAACAAUAGAAAAUACUCGGAGACAUAUAGGAAAGGGUGUUCACCUGUAUUAUAUUGGGGGAGAAGUUUAUGCCGAAUGCGUAAGUGAUAGCAGCAUUUUUGUACAGAGCCGUAACUGCAACUAUCAGCAUGGCUUUCACCCAGCCACUGUCUGCAAGAUUCCCAGUGGCUGCAGCCUGAAGAUUUUCAACAAUCAACUCUUUGCCCAGCUGCUUGCUCAGUCAGUUAAUCAUGGCUUUGAAGUCGUCUAUGAGCUAACUAAGAUGUGCACUAUUCGAAUGAGUUUUGUUAAGGGCUGGGGAGCUGAAUAUCAUCGUCAGGAUGUCACCAGCACACCCUGCUGGAUUGAGAUUCAUCUUCAUGGACCACUGCAGUGGCUGGACAAAGUUCUGACACAGAUGGGUUCACCGCAUAACCCCAUUUCUUCAGUAUCUUAA